Molecule: messenger RNA, 939 nt
Organism: Fukomys damarensis (Damara mole-rat)
Lineage: Eukaryota; Metazoa; Chordata; Mammalia; Rodentia; Bathyergidae
Product: olfactory receptor 8B12
Exons: 1
Coding region: 7-939 (310 amino acids)
Biological process (GO): sensory perception of smell; G protein-coupled receptor signaling pathway
Cellular component (GO): membrane
Molecular function (GO): G protein-coupled receptor activity; odorant binding; olfactory receptor activity
Source: RefSeq, a predicted model, not a curated record
GAGAGAAUGGCAGCCAAGAACUCUUCCGUGACAGAGUUUAUCCUUGCAGGUUUAACAGACAAGCCAGAACUUCGGAUCCCCCUCUUCUUCCUGUUUCUAGGUUUCUACGUGGUCACAGUACUUGGGAAUCUGGGCUUGAUCUUCCUGAUAGGCUUGAACCCUCACCUGCACACCCCCAUGUACUUCUUCCUCUUCAACCUCUCCAUAGUAGAUUUAUCUUACUCCACUACCAUCACCCCCAAAAUGCUGAUGAGUUUUAUCACCAAGAAGAACAUGAUCAUGCAUGCUGGGUGCAUGACUCAGCUCUUUUUCUUUUGCUUCUUUGUCAUUUCUGAGUCUUUUGUCCUUUCAGCAAUGGCGUAUGACCGUUAUGUUGCCAUCUGUAACCCAUUGGUGUACACGGUCACCAUGUCUCCCCAUGUGUGUUUACUCCUCUUGUUAGGUGCUUAUGGUAUGGGCUUUGCUGGGGCUAUCGUCCAUAUAGGAAGCAUAAUGAGUCUGACCUUCUGCUCUGACAACCUCAUCAAUCAUUUCAUGUGUGACAUCUUUCCCCUCCUUGAGCUGUCCUGCAACAGCACUAGUGCAAAUGAGUUGGUGGUCUUUAUUGUUGUGGCCAUUGUCAUUGGAAUACCCAUUGUCACCAUCUUCAUUUCUUAUGUCCUCAUCCUGUGUAGCAUCCUUCGCAUUAGUUCCACUGAGGGUAGAUCCAAAGCCUUCAGCACCUGCAGCUCCCACAUGAUCGUAAUUUUUCUUUUCUUUGGUUCUGGGGCUUUUGUGUAUCUCACACCACCAUCUCUUUUGCCCCUUGGCCAAGGGAAAGUGUCUUCUCUAUUUUAUACUAUUGUGGUACCUAUGUUAAAUCCAUUAAUCUAUAGCUUGAGGAAUAAGGAUGUCAAAAUUGCCUUGAAGAAAACUUUUAACAGAAAAAUAUUUUCCUAA